AUGUCGAGCAAGUUCCUGCGGCUGCUGUUCGUAGGUGCGCCGGGUGUGGGGAAAGGGACUUACUCCGGUCGCGCGGCCGUGUUGCUUGGCUGCCACGCCGUCUCCAGCGGAGAGCUUCUGCGGAAGGAGGUUGCUGAGGCCACGGCGAUCGGCAAGCAGGUGAAGGAGCUGAUUGAGAAUGGCGUCUUUGUUCCCGAUGAGAUCAUCACAAAGAUGGUGGUGCAGCACAUAACGUCCCUGUCAGCCGACAAGGAGCGUCCAAACGGGUACAUCUUGGACGGGUACCCACGCAACGUCUCGCAGGCAACAGCUCUGUGGACGUCGGGGGAUAUCAAGAUCGACCACGUCAUCAACCUCACUCAACCGCGUAACGUGAUCAUCAAGAAGCUCUCGUCGCGUCGCUCUUGCCCGGACUGCGGGUUUGUGUACAACCUCGCCUCUAUUAACGAGGGAGGGAUCAAGAUGGACCCCCUCAAGCCCAAGCUGGAUGGCGUGUGCGACAAGUGCGGCUGCACAAAACCUCUCAUCACCCGAAAGGACGAUGCCAUCGAUGUCGUGACAAAGCGCCAGGAUGCGUACAGCGCCGUCGCAGCGCCACUCCUGCGCUUUUACAGGGAGAGGGGCAUCCUGCACGAGUUCCCGGUACUGGGUGGCACAAAACUCUACUUGCCGAAGCUGCUCGAGUUGAUCUCGACGUUGGAUUAG
Molecule: messenger RNA, 705 nt
Organism: Leishmania mexicana MHOM/GT/2001/U1103
Lineage: Eukaryota; Euglenozoa; Kinetoplastea; Trypanosomatida; Trypanosomatidae
Product: putative adenylate kinase
Exons: 1
Coding region: 1-705 (234 amino acids)
Biological process (GO): nucleobase-containing compound metabolic process
Cellular component (GO): cytoplasm
Molecular function (GO): AMP kinase activity; ATP binding
Source: RefSeq, a predicted model, not a curated record